Messenger RNA from Prunus armeniaca (apricot), 282 nucleotides. The record is from the annotation of a GenBank genome assembly. NCBI's taxonomy places the organism in Eukaryota, Viridiplantae, Streptophyta, Magnoliopsida, Rosales, Rosaceae.
AUGGUCAACGAAAAGAAGGAAAGUUCAAAAGCAGACGGGAACUCCGCUGAACCUAGCCAACCUAGAGACACGUGGCAGUUGCGGGUAGACGGAGCGUCAAACCAAAAAGAAGCUGGAGCGGGUGUCGUCAUCAUAACUCCGGAUGGAACGUUGUUGGAGCAAGCUAUCACACUUGGCUUCCAGGCCUCAAACAUUGAGGCAGAAUACGAGGCAUUGCUCGCUGGCCUGCGCUUGGCAAAGGAACUUGCAAUCAAGAAGCUAGCCAUCUACUCAGAUUCCUAG